Molecule: messenger RNA, 1428 nt
Organism: Trifolium pratense (red clover)
Lineage: Eukaryota; Viridiplantae; Streptophyta; Magnoliopsida; Fabales; Fabaceae
Product: putative Peroxidase 48
Exons: 4
Coding region: 81-1289 (402 amino acids)
Biological process (GO): hydrogen peroxide catabolic process; response to oxidative stress
Cellular component (GO): plasmodesma; plant-type cell wall
Molecular function (GO): heme binding; peroxidase activity
Source: RefSeq, a predicted model, not a curated record
AUCAAAUUCAGUUAUAUUUCAACUUCCCCAAACAAAGUUCUCUUCUUCCCGCUUCUUUUACCUUCUUCAUCAAGAAAACAAUGAGGAUCUUCUUCAACCCUUGGAUAAUGAUUACACUGUUCGUAGUUCUUCCCGUUCUUCUCUCUCUCAGAAACCCUCGAGGUGAACCACAGAAUCCCAUAACACAAACAACCACUUCUUCUUCUUCUUCAUCUUCAUCUUUCUUUGGUACUGUCAAGUUAGCCAAUACUUUUCCAUUUGAGUUCAAUCUCAGAAUCAGAGAUGGUUCCAAUCUUCAAUAUGAUUUCUACAGAGGUACUUGUCCUAAAGCUGAGGAUAUUAUUCGUUCUUCAGUUGCUGAUAUUUUCUUUGAUCAUAGAUCGUUUGCCGCUUCUAUUCUUCGUCUCUUCUUUCAUGAUUGCUUCAUUCAGGGCUGUGAUGCUUCACUGCUGUUGGAGGAUCGAAACAGUUCGUAUGAGAAGCAGGCUAUUCCAAAUCUGACAUUGAAAGGUUUCGACAAAAUUGACUUGAUUAAGGAGGAAGUGGAACAAGAAUGUCCUGGCGUCGUGUCUUGUGCUGACAUUAUUGCUCUUGCAGCAAGAGAUGCUGUUCUUUUGGCUGGCGGACCUUUCUAUCCAGUUUUAACCGGAAGACGAGAUAGCCGUCAAUCGUAUUUUCAGGAAGCAACUGAUCAAAUUCCAAGACCAGAUGAUAACGUUACGCGCACACUUCAACUCUUCAAUCUUAGAGGAUUCAAUGCCCGGGAGACAGUCAGUCUUCUUGGAGCACACAAUAUCGGAAAUAUCGGCUGUGAUUUCAUUCAGCAAAGGCUAUACAACUUUCAAGGAACAAGACAACCAGAUCCGAGUAUACCUCUCGAUUUCCUUGCUGAUAUGAAGCGAAAUUGUCCACCAGACAACAAGAAUACUAGUACCAACAACAGCACUAACGAGUUUUCAACGUUUACGAUUUCAAAGCCAAUGAAUGUUCAUGACUCUAAUAAGAAAGGGAUGUCAUACACGCAAGCAUUGUCAUCAAUAUCAUCUGGAAAGUCACUUGACACUCACUACUACCAGAGCUUGUUGCAAGGAAGAGGGUUACUGUUUUCUGAUCAACAGCUGAUGGCUCAAGAGAAGACUGCAAGAUUGGUUUCUGCUUAUGCUUCGGACGAUGGAUCAACCUUUCGGAUGGAUUUCGCUGCAGUUAUGUUGAAAUUGUCUAAUCUUGAUGUUUUGACUGGAAACCAAGGCGAGGUUCGUCUGAAUUGUUCCCAACUCAGAAAUUCUUAACUGAGUUGGUUUGUUCUUUAAGCAUUCUUCGUAAAUGUCUCGCACAUAUUUGAGAAUAGUUUUAACUGUGUAAAGUGACAUUCAGUUUAGUCUAUGGCUGCAAUAAAUAUAUUCUGAUGUAAGAUCAGCUUUGUAUAGA